Molecule: messenger RNA, 138 nt
Organism: Cooperia oncophora
Lineage: Eukaryota; Metazoa; Nematoda; Chromadorea; Rhabditida; Trichostrongylidae
Source: the annotation of a GenBank genome assembly
AUGGAUGUUAAUGUCGGAAGCCUAAUGGAUCCAUGGGACUUACAAGGGUUGGCGCACUUCUGCGAGCACAUGCUCUUUCUUGGUACUGACAAAUAUCCGAAGGAGAACGAAUACCAACGUGUAAGUCAUGUAAACUGA